GAGUGUGGCCCGCCAUGGCCCGCGAUGCUCAACGGUGGUGAGUCCGCGCCGCGGCUCCGGCGCCAGCACGGCUUCCAGCUGCCGCUGCACCCGCUGCAGGUCUCGGGCUGGCUGGCCCUGGCCGUGCUCUCCGUGGGCGCCUUCCUGGUGCUGGUGCCCGCGCUGCCCGCGCACGCGCAGCCCGCCUGUCUCGCCGCGCUCUCGGCGCUGCUGCUGCUGCACCUGGCGGCCCACCUCGCCGCCGCGCUCCUCGACCCCGCCGAGCCGGCGCUGCGGGCGCGCCGCCCCGAGCCCGUGCCCCAGCUGGACCGCGCCAAGCACGCGCACGUCAUCGAGGAGGGCCGCUGCCACCUGUGCGGCAUCCGCACCACCGGGGCCAGGACGAAGCACUGCAGCGCGUGCAACAAGUGCGUGGAGAGCUUCGACCACCACUGCAAGUGGCUGAACCACUGCGUGGGCGGCAGGAACUACGCGCCUUUCCUGAUGUGCGUCUCGACGGCGGUGGCGGCCGCCGCGCUGGUGGCGAUACUGGCCAUUGCGGAGCUGGCGCUCCACCACUCGCACUGGCUGGACACGGAGAAGCUGCAGGGCCUCCUCACGUCGGAGAACUCCACCGCGGCCCCGCACGGUUCGUCGCUGCCCACCGGCGACGCCGCCUUCCUCGCCGUGGUGGCCGCCCUCGGCAUCCUCGCCGCCAUCACCGCCGGCCUGCUGCUGCACCUCUGCUUCUUCCACAUCUACAUCUCGUUCCUGGGCCUCACCACCUACGAGUACAUCCGGCAGCAGCGCCAGACCCAGAACCAGACGCCCUCGCAGUCGCCGCAGAACGAGGAGGAGCCGAGUUUCCGCUGCCCGACGCUGCGCCACCGCCCCGCCAACCUGCACUGCGACGGCCGCACCAGGACCACCGUGGUCACGUGUACGGUCCUCGAGGAGACGUUCUCGAAUUGUGCGGAGCCCACGCCGACGCCGCCGUCGACGCCGCAGGACUGCCAAGUGUGCGUGAGUAACUCGGUGGCGCCGGAGGCGGCGCGCCCGCCCCCGAAGAGGGUGAAGACCAAGUGGAACUGCUGCUUGGCGGUGCCGGAUAGCCCGGACAGCCCGAACGAGCCGAGGUGCUUGAUGAACAUUUGCAAGCACAAGAUGAAGAAUAAGGGGAUCCCGGCGAUCGAGGGCAGGCCGAGGACGCACGGGCAUUGGUCGAGUGCCAAGUUAAGAGUGCUUUUUAGAGUUUUAGGUAAUUUGGGGCACAACCGCCGACGGAACCAGUCCCAGUCCCAAGUAGCUAGAAAUAACCAAGUGGUGCCUGUAUCGAAUGAAUCAUCGAACAACCCUCCCGAGGCGGUCCAGACCGUCAACAACCUAGUGCCAGUGCCGUGCUAUCCCGAAGUGUCUCGUCGCGCCAACGCCCUUCCGGCGCUGCCCAACCCCCCCAGGCGCCGCCUGGUCAGCGAGAUGGAGCUCGCCAACGCCCUCACCAUCCUCCAGCAGCAGCAGCAGCGCUGCAACCGGCGUCCCAUGUCCCAGUACAGGCGGAGAAGACGCAGUGUGGUGCAUCGUCCCAAAACCCCGGCGCUCUCCCCCAUCCGGGAGAGCGGCCUGUCCAAUCCCGCGUCUCCGUCCCAUCAGAACUGUACCGUGGCCGCCAUCAGCGGCGCGUGCACGCGUCCAUUUUGAACGGACCCUUCGCCAGUGUGCCCUUCAUCAACAUCGUGCCAAAUACCGGAAGUACAAUCGAUUGACUAAAGUUCUCGCUAGCGUCCCAUCCUGGAGUGAUGUAGGUAGUUUUUUAUACGGGGUGUUGGGGUCGAGAUCGACGGGCUGCCAGGACCCGGACGGUAGAAACAUUCUAUGAUGAUAAUAAUAAUAAUAAUAAGAUCAUCAAUUCUAAAUAGAUUUAAACAACUGUUUAUUGUUGAUCUGAUCUACCGCAACACCAUUUAUACAUACAUACCUUUAAAGUACAUAUUUGAAAAUUACCUACUGUAGUCGCAAUAGCAUACUGAAUGUUUGGAAAUUGUACUAGUGUGAGUUCCGUCCUUAGUAACAGUUGGUUUACCUACGAGUGAUCGUACUGACGCGACCUAGAUAACCAAAGACACCCAUGAGUCGUAAAUCCUGAUGCGGGACUCUCGACCUAUGUCUCGCCACAAUCGUGUAACCUCUCACGCGAUUUAAAGGUUAACAAAGAUACGACAUCCGUCGCUGCAGUCUUGUUUAUUCAGAAAUAGAAUGAAUGUGAAAAAUAACAGUUCUAUUGAUUAAAUAAUGAAGAAUAAUUCGUUCGCGCUUGAUCCGCGUUAAAAGUUUCCAGAAAUAUGACAGACUUGUUUCCGCGAGUAUUCUUAGUACAGAGUCUUAUCAAACGCUUUCUGGUCGUUUCUGCGUCUGGCUAACGAUAUCAAAACAGAAAUUUGUUCAGGGUAGAACUGGAAUAUCAAAAAUUCAUUAAUAUCAACGUACAUGUUUUAUUUCAUGAAAGAUUCAUAUCGUCUUGAAACCAGUAAUUUGUUUUUAAAUUGCAACAUUAAUGAAAGUGAAACGUAUUUAUUAUGAAUGU
Molecule: messenger RNA, 2560 nt
Organism: Zophobas morio
Lineage: Eukaryota; Metazoa; Arthropoda; Insecta; Coleoptera; Tenebrionidae
Product: palmitoyltransferase ZDHHC11
Exons: 3
Coding region: 25-1677 (550 amino acids)
Biological process (GO): peptidyl-L-cysteine S-palmitoylation; protein targeting to membrane
Cellular component (GO): endoplasmic reticulum; Golgi apparatus
Molecular function (GO): protein-cysteine S-palmitoyltransferase activity
Source: RefSeq, a predicted model, not a curated record